GCGUGGGAAACCGAGAGAAAAGCACAAGAGAGAGUGAGGAGAGGACCGAGAACAAAUAAGCGCCAGUGAGAGAGAACAACAAGUGAAAGUGACCAUGUCCACCUCUAUGGCCGUCCCGGCGACCCCUCCUGUCCUCUCACCCGGCUCAGGAGCACCUUCCUCCUUGGGAAUAUUCCGCUCAGACCCGAUCUACACCGCCACAACCACCAGCCCUCAUCCAGACUCCCCCUCCCCGCGGCUCACCACCACCGGACUCAACCCCUUCCUAACCGGGUCAGGAGUCCCAUCUGGUGGCUUGGGAUUCGCCAACACACCGGUUUUUCGAGAUCGAGGAAUUUCCACCACUACAACUACAUCCAGUGAGUGCAGAAUGGUGGAUGUACACGGAGUAAAAGUCGCCUCUUUCAGCGUCGGAGGACAGGACGAAUUGAUUUGUCUACCCCAAGUUUUUGACCUCUUUCUAAAACAUCUCGUCGGCGGGCUUCAUACCGUUUACACCAAGCUGAAACGCCUGGAUAUUUGUCCGGUUGUGUGUACUGUGUCGCAGGUCCGGGUCCUGAGGGGUCUCGGUGCGAUCCAACCGGGAGUCAACCGCUGCAAGCUCAUCUCCAGGCGAGACUUCGAGGCGCUCUACACCGAUUGCACCAUUGCGAGCUCUCGUCCGGGCCGGCCUCCAAAGCACUCUGUUGGGGGUGGGAUUCAGGAAAGCUCCGGGCAUCUCCAUCCUGGGGUUCACGGCCUGCUGCCACCUGGCAUGCUCUCUCACAAAGUCAACUUCCUGGUGAAUGAAUCUAGGAGUUCAGUCAACUUCCUGGUGAAUGACUCUCGGGGUUCAGUCAACUUCCUGGUGAAUGAAUCUAGGAGUUCAGUCAACUUCUUAGUGAAUGACUCUCGGGGUUCAGUCAACUUCCUGGUGAAUGAAUCUAGGAGUUCAGUCAACUUCUUAGUGAAUGACUCUCGGGGUUCAGUCAACUUCCUGGUGAAUGACUCUCGGGGUUCAGUCAACUUCCUGUCAACUUCCUGGUGA
Molecule: messenger RNA, 1027 nt
Organism: Oncorhynchus keta (chum salmon)
Lineage: Eukaryota; Metazoa; Chordata; Actinopteri; Salmoniformes; Salmonidae
Product: dachshund homolog 2-like
Exons: 4
Coding region: 95-1027 (310 amino acids)
Source: RefSeq, a predicted model, not a curated record